AUGCAUGUUGGUCCAUUGAAAACCAUUACAUUGCGGAGAUCAUGCCAAGCCUGCGCCAGGGGUAAGCGGCGAUGCGAUCAGCGUUUACCUCAGUGUAGUCGCUGCGAAAGCAGAGGUGUAAACUGCGAAUACGUGAACCAACCACUUUCAGUCCAAAAUGGUUUCGAGAAAGUGCCAAGAAAGCGCGCCAAUCUCAAAAACCACACUGCCAAAACAGCAUCACCUCAUAUCCGCCUCCCCUUGCGACUGGAGAUCGCCAAAGAAUAUGACUCUUCAACAAUUCGAUUCCUGGUGAACGGACUACGCGCAUUCCCAAACACGUUUGCCGAAAAGUGCAAGACGAUGUUCAUUCAUCCAGAUCUCCACGCAACAGGACUCCCGGUCUGCAUUCGCGACAUGCAAGCACUUUGCAAAUUACACGUUCAAGCUGAACAGCAAAACCGCAAAGCUGAUCUUCUUCCACUCAUUCAUCAGCGAUCAGCGGAAUUACAUCGCCGCCUUAAACAAUCCUUAUCAUUCGAUGAGCUUUUAGGUUGUUCACAAGCUCUCCUUCUGGCGCAAUGCAUCGUCGCGUUGAACAAUUGUGAUAAUCCAGACAUGUACUCGGAAGGUAUCAGUGUGAUGCUUGAGGGGAUUGCAGUACGAUUAUGGGAACAGGCCCCUGUCCAACUUCCUCCGACACUUAGCCGGCGACACGCAUGGCUUUUGGCCGAGAGUGUUCGGCGCACUAUCAUCGUGAGCUUAAUGCUGAAGAGCGCGUAUUCAUUAAACACAAGAAAUUAUUCCGUUCGGACGCCUUUUGUUGAUGCUCUGCCAUUUGACGUGCGAACAAACUUAUGGGAUGACGAUUCAGAUAACACGUGGGCUGUUGAAUUACCCGAGUCUCCUGACUCUAUGAUCUCUUUGCAUGGGUAUUCGGAUGCUUUGGAAAGUGGUCACUUUCGUGAUGUGGCUCCAUUCGGAGCGUUAAUUCUGGCUGCAUGCAAAGGGAAAGAGGUUUCUUCUAUACCAUUUCCUCCGCCGGUCUCAUACUAUGGCAGCUAA
This is a messenger RNA of Penicillium verhagenii, 1044 nucleotides long. Its product is annotated as Zn(II)2Cys6 transcription factor domain-containing protein. The coding region runs from base 1 to 1044 and encodes 347 amino acids. Gene Ontology annotation, molecular function: zinc ion binding; DNA-binding transcription factor activity, RNA polymerase II-specific. The record is from RefSeq and is a predicted model, not a curated record. Gene Ontology annotation, biological process: regulation of DNA-templated transcription. The transcript has a single exon. Lineage: Eukaryota; Fungi; Ascomycota; Eurotiomycetes; Eurotiales; Aspergillaceae.